Molecule: messenger RNA, 2269 nt
Organism: Rattus rattus (black rat)
Lineage: Eukaryota; Metazoa; Chordata; Mammalia; Rodentia; Muridae
Gene: Dtx3l
Product: deltex E3 ubiquitin ligase 3L
Biological process (GO): protein ubiquitination; Notch signaling pathway
Source: RefSeq, a predicted model, not a curated record
CUUUGCCUCUCGGGUCUCUGGGGCCGGACGCGCCUUCUCUCUGUCCUGGUUGUGCAGCACCCCUGAGCCCCAAGCGAGCCAGACGCAGACAGCCAUGGCCUCCAGUCCGGACCCGCCGUCCCCACUACUCGUAAGGCUGCUGGAGUCCAUCCCCAGAGCGCGCAUGAAGCUAGAGAUAUAUUUCCAGAGCCGGGCCUCCGGAGGAGGGGGAGUGCUCUGUUCAUCCCGUGGGGGGCCCGGCCCCCGGACACCUUCUGAGGUGAAGUUCCUAGAAAAAGCAGAUAAGGAGAAUGUGUUGAAAAGAGAACACCAGAUGUUGGUUGAUGACAAACCUGUGCCUAUUGUCCUGGAAACUAUUAAAAAGCCAGAAGAGGACCUGAGACCCAGACCUCCAUCACUGACACAGCCAGCUGAGACACCAAUCCGACCUCCGUCCUUGACAGAGUCCCUGGAUGAAGCACUGGGUGAUAAGAUACAUCCCAGUGAUGGGCCCGUUUUUAACUCUGUUGACUCAGUUGUCCAAAAGGUCUUUCUCGCUGUGACCGCUGAGCUGAACUGUGAACUGCUCUCCAAAGAGCAGAGAGCACAGAUUACUGCUGUCUGCCCUCAUAUCAAAAGCAUGGAGGGCAGUGACGGAAUUAAGAAGGUGUGUGGCAACUUCAAAGAUAUUGAAAAGAUACAUCACUUCCUGAGUUCGCAGCUUUUGGAAAGCGAGCCGCGGAGAAUCGUCCCACAGAAAUACACACCUUCCGAUGUGGAGAGGGAGCCCCCCAGUCAGAGAAGUUUUGAAGUUUCUGUGCUUUUCCUUGAAUAUUUCAAACAUAUUUAUCCGGGUAGAAUAGAAUCCAUAGAGAAAAAAUUUGGUGUAAACAUCAAAAUCCAAGAUAGUUCUCAUAUGGUCUCUAUAGGCUUCACCUCCAGACAAUCAGGCAACUUAGAAGAAGCUUGUCAGUCUUUUGCCAGAGACUUUCAGAAAUGCACAUGAUCUCUGAAGCAAGAUUGUAUCUCUUUAGAGGACCAACAGAGAGCAAAGAAAGUCAGGCAGGAGCUGAGUCGCUGCUUCCCAAAGCUCUUGAUAAAGGAACAGGGAAGGAUUCUAACUCUCCUGGGCUCUUCUGCUGACAUUGCAGCUGCCGCAGAAAAAGUCUCCCAAACUCUUGUCCCAGCACCUGUGAAAAUAAUAGCCACACCUGUGAAAAUAACUGCGUCUGGGUACAUGACAGGGAUCGAGGUCGAUUCGACCCGCUUUAAGCUUCUAGAACCUGAGCUGCUCCAGGAAAUCGCAGAGAUCGAGCAGAAGUUUAACACUUGUGGCAACGUCCAGGAAAAAGGCCAGAAGACCUGCAUUCUCUUUGUCCCCAAGGAUAAAGAGUUAGACCUGUCUGUGCAGUCUUACACAAGUUUUACUGAGGCCUUCCAGCAUGCCACGUGCCAGCUGAGGACAGAAGUUCUGUCGCUGAAACAGGUGGGCAAGGAGAAAGCUCAAUUGCACAAGACCAAGUUUGCUGAGGACUUUAAAAAACACCCAAGCGUGCACUUCGUGACAUCUCAAGAGUCCGUGACCUUGACUGGUUUGCCCAAUCACCUUGGGCAGGCAAUGCAGUAUGUUGCCAAAAGGAUGGAAUGCCCCCCGUUGGCGUCUGGAGAGAAAUUGGCUAUGGAUCAUGAAACGCCCAUGGAGGUCCCACAGGAAUGACUCAGAUCCCCACUGGCCUCGAAGGGGAACAAGGGCGGACAACUCGUCAUCUGCAUGGACACCAUCAGGAACAAGCAGGUGCUCCCUAAGUGCAAGCAUGAAUUCUGCUCCUCUUGUAUCAGCAAAGCCAUGUCAUUCAAGCCUGUCUGUCCUGUGUGUCUGACCCACGGUGUCCAGAAAGGGAACCAGCCAGAGGGAACCAUGGCUCACAUCAUUCAAAAAGACUCACUUCCGGGUUAUGAAGUGGGGACUAUUGUGAUUCAGUACAGUUUUGGAGAUGGCAUACAAACAAAGGAGCACCCAAACCCAGGAAAAGCUUACUCUGGAACUUGUCGAGUUGCAUAUUUGCCUGAUAAUGCGGAGGGGAGAAAGGUUUUGGAUCUGCUCCGAAAAGCCUUUGAUCAGAAGCUGAUUUUCACAGUAGGAGAAUCUCGGGUAUUAGGAGUCUCGAAUGUCAUUACAUGGAAUGAUAUUCAUCACAAAACAGCCAAGUUUGGAGGACCAUCAAAUUUCGGCUACCCUGAUCCUGAUUACCUGAAACGUGUCAAGGAGGAGCUGAAAUCAAAGGGAUAG